This is a messenger RNA of Triticum dicoccoides, 1700 nucleotides long. RefSeq lists its product as uncharacterized. Bases 211 to 1524 code for a protein of 437 amino acids. The record is from RefSeq and is a predicted model, not a curated record. Lineage: Eukaryota; Viridiplantae; Streptophyta; Magnoliopsida; Poales; Poaceae. The transcript has a single exon.
CUUUCCUCUCCUCUCCCCUCCCCUCCCCUCCCACCCUGCGCGCGCCGGCAGCGAACGGUUCCUCCCUACCGUUUGAACGGUUCGGCUCGGAGGCGAACCUGGGCCGGGCCCGCUGCCCAGUCCUCCUCGUUCGUUCCACCGAUCGCUGAGUGGCGGACGGAGGUUUUGCUCUGGCCGCAGGGGAGGUUCUCUUGGCGACGGCGGUGGCGGAUGGGGUGCAAGGGGUCCAAGCACGCGCUGCAUGGCGGCGGGGGCGGCGCGCUGGAUGCGCGGAAGUGCGCGUCGGGGCUCGUGGCGCGCCACUCCGUCGCGCUCCGGUCGUCCACGCUCGGCACGCUCAGCCUCGACCGCGCCACGGCCGCGGCGGUUUCUUUCGCAGGAGGGGAGGGGGCGGUGGCGGGGGCGACGGCGGCGAGGUCCGGGAAGGAGGGCGCGGCGGGGAGGUGCCGGUCCUUCGCCGGGUGGUUCCCGGCGUCGCCCAAGGUGGAGCCUGGCCAGCCGGUGAAGCGGCAGAGGCUGGCGCCCCCAAGGACGCCCACCAAGACGCCCGCGCGUGCCCCCGAGGAGAUCAACGUGUGGGAGCUCAUGGACGGGCUCGACGACGACGGCGCGGAGGACGAGGAGGAGGAGGAAUACGAUGACUGCGUGGACGGGCAGGUGGAGUCGGCGCCCGGAUCGCCGGAGUUCGACCCCGACGUCCUGUCGGCGUUCCGGGAGGCGCUCGCCGAGCUGUCGCCUCCUCCGCCGGAAGCCGACGACGCGAGCGACGGAGGGGCCGUCGUCAAGAAGGACGAAAUCGAGGUGUUCGACGACGUCGCGAGCGACGGAGGAGCCAUCGUCAAGAAGGAGGAAAUCCAGGUGUUCGACGACGUCGCGAGCGACGGAGGAGCCAUCGUCAAGAAGGAGGAAAUUCAGGUGUUCGCCGGCGUAGUGCGUGCGCGGCUGGACGUGCUCCAGGGAAGGAUCGACAGCAGGUCACAAAAGAAUCCCCCGCCGCCACCGCCCCCGCCGGAGAGCGCGAGGCGGGUGGUCGUCUACCUGACGAGCCUCCGCGGCAUCCGGCAGACGUACGAGGACUGCUGGGCGGCGAGCACGAUCCUGUCCAGCUACGGCGUGCACGUGGACGAGCGGGACCUGUCGAUGCACGCGGGGUACAAGGAGGAGCUGCGCGACGCGCUCGGCGCAGGCGCCCCCGCCGCAGGCACCGGCGUGCUGCCGCAGGUGUUCGUCGACGGCUGGCACCUGGGCGGCGCCGAGGAGGUGCGCCGCAUGCACGAGUCCGGGGAGCUGGCGGAGGCCCUCGAGGCCUGUGAGCCGGGGCCGGGCGCCGCCGGAGGCGGGAAAGAUGGGCCGGGGGGCUUCGCCGCGGAGCCGUGCGGCGGGUGCGGGGGCGCGCGGUUCGUGCCGUGCGACGUCUGCUCCGGCAGCUGCAAGUUGUUCGUCGAGGACGAGGACGGCGCCGGGGCGUUCAGGCGGUGCCCGGACUGCAACGAGAACGGGCUACUGAGAUGUCCAAUCUGUUAAUGGAACCACUCUGUUUUAAUUGCUUGGAUUUUUUGUUGUUGUUAGUGUGCCUUCUCUCUAGCUAAUACCGACGUGUUCAUCCAAAAAAAUGGUACAGAGUUAAACAAAAUGGGAGGAACAGCGCGUCAGAAAAGACUCAACCGGAGGUAGCUUUUUCUUUCCCCCCUCUCGCACGA